Cottoperca gobio is the source of this 2781-nucleotide messenger RNA. Its product is annotated as integrin alpha-V-like. Bases 12 to 611 code for a protein of 199 amino acids. NCBI's taxonomy places the organism in Eukaryota, Metazoa, Chordata, Actinopteri, Perciformes, Bovichtidae. The record is from RefSeq and is a predicted model, not a curated record. Gene Ontology annotation, biological process: cell-cell adhesion; cell adhesion mediated by integrin; integrin-mediated signaling pathway. The transcript has 6 exons. Gene Ontology annotation, cellular component: integrin complex; external side of plasma membrane. Gene Ontology annotation, molecular function: integrin binding.
GCACCACGGACAUGGAGAUCAACCCGCUCAACGUGUCGAACCCAUCGGGGAAGAACACCACCACCAGCGGCGGUGGCAUCCCACCCAGAGAACGAGAGACGGAGGGACGAAAUGGUAACCACGUCCGGAAGAGAGACCUGGAGUCAAGAGACUCACAGAACGACCUGCAAAUAGUGGACUGCAACACAGCAUUGUGUGGCCGGCUGAAGUGUGAGGUCGGUCGUCUGGAGAUGACGAAGAACGCCAUCCUCUUUAUCUACUCCAGACUGGCUGUCAACAACUUCCUGAGGACUGAGAAUCAGAACCGGUCGUAUGUGGUCCGAUCCACCGCCUCCUUCACUGUCAUCAAGAUGCCGUACAAGAACCUGGUGUCGGAGCUGCCGUCCAAUAGCACUACCGUGAGCGUGUCUGUGCUGUGGGUGGUGGACGUUCCUCAACCGGUGCCGGGCUGGGUGGUGGCUCUGGCUGUGCUGGCAGGACUGCUGCUGCUGGCGCUGCUCAUCUUCAUCAUGUACAAGUUGGGUUUCUUUAAGCGUGUGCGCCCCCCCCAGGAGGACUGCACUGAGAAGGAGCAGCUGCAGCCAGAGGAGAACGGCAACACUGACUCAUAGAUUGAGAUGUUGGCGGUGGAGAGGCAGGUUCUGGGUUCACGUCUGUAAGGGUUUAUUUUACUCAUGUUGUGUUUGUGCCAAAAGAGAAGCGGAGCGACACAGAAGCUCAAUAUUCAAUAUUUUAAAGGUAAAAGAACAUUUUGGGGAUUAUUCUUUCUCACAGAGUUCGAUGUUGGGAUGGAUUCCACGGUCACGUCUGUACCAUUAAUGUAACGCUCCAGCGUGCAGCUGUUAGCUUAGCUUAACCCCUGGCGGUGUGCAAAGAACCUCUAAAGCUCGCCGAUCGACAUGUUGCAAUUUAAUUAGUAAAAAAACUAAAGUGUGAAACCAAUGAUGGUCGUUUUGAGGGUUUUGUGUCGUAAUAUUUUCUAGUUUUCGACAUGUUCAGCACGUAGGGAGGUUCGUUACCUUUAGUCACAGCCAGGCUAGCUGUUUCCACCUGUUUCCAGUCUUUGUGUUAAGCUAAGCUAACGACCUGCAGGCUGUAGUUCUGACCUGCUCCUCUAACUUAAUGCGAAACAUCUGCAGAGAAAAUAUGAUGGAGUUGUUGCUGCACCACAGCUGGUGGAGUUUGGCCUGAUAUUUCAUUUGCACACUUUGUUACCCAAAAUAAUGGAGCUGUUGGUGCUUGUUGCCCAAAAGCUCCAGAACUGCUGAUACGUUGAAGUGAUGUUUUCAACAACACUGUUUGUCAUCGAUCUCGUGUAUUUCUGCUGCGUGGUGAAGAACAAUAGUGUAUUUCAUUUCUUAAUCUGGAGACGUUCUGAGAUCGUUCGCUUGUCUUCCCAGGGUCCAUGUGAAAUAUUGAUAACAAUACAAACAGAUUCAAGAAGAAAUCCUCAGAAAAUAAUAACUUUGCAAUUGAACGCGUCAUUUAUUUAAAAGGUUCGAAGAAAGCAAAUGUCAACAGUCGUGUUCUUCAAUCAAGCACAUUUAAGCUAACUUAUGAGAUGUUGCUGAGAAGAAAUGUAAAGUUUGUGGUGAGUGAAGUGGCUCCGCACUGCGGCGUGUAGUUAGUGGUACAGACUGCAGUAUUAUUUAUACUCUCGCAGUAUAAAUAUAUAUCAGCUGAUCAGUCAUGUGACUCUCAGUUUCUGUUCAGCGUCACGUGUUUUCAAACAGUCGUCUCCAACACUUCAGAAACACGUUCUGUGAAACACGACUAUUGAAAAUGAGGAUUACUUUGUUGAAAAUACAAAUGAGGUGACGAACCCGAGGAUUGUGGUAAUCGUUGCGGGGAUGUGAUCAAAUGUUUUUCUGCCUUUUAUGAAAUCAGUAAGCAAUAAGUUCCUUCGUGUCAGAAGCUCUUCAGGCUCUAUUUUUGGAUAAAGGUUUAGUUUGCUAUGAUAAGAAUAAGGAGUACAUUAAUACCCUGAUAUAUUCCUCUGGCUGUGUGUGUGGGGGGGGGGCUGGGUUGAGUCGUUACUCUGCUUCGGGACGCUGGUUUUGGGUGUUUUCAGUAUUUUUUAAGUAUUUUCUACAAAACCUUGAUGAUAAUAAUGAAAGUGAGUCCGGCUCAUUUCAAUCUUUAUUUUUAUUUUUUAUGUUUUGGGGGAAAUCAGUGCGAGUGAUGAGUUCGUAAAUUUUAAAAUUGACAGUUUGCUAAACCCCGCCCCCGCAGUGAUGUCCAAUCACAGCUCGGCACGACAGUCGGUAUCGGAUUACUUAAAGUGGAAACAAAGAAUGUUUCGUUUUGUCAGAUCGUACGGUACAGAUUACUAUUCUCCAGUCGACACUUCAUAACGAGGAGCUAAAGGAAACACUUUAACGCAUUUUAAAGUGUAAAUAGAUUAAACUGCUCAAACUUAAGCUGCAUUUGUUAGCAUGACGGCUAGCUAGCUUACUUCCAAGGCUACGAGUUAGCAUGUCAGAUGCAUUACGUUCGUUAACAUCGUGAACUGAACGUGUGCCGUACGAGAAAAGAGAUUGACAGGCGUAGCUAUGGUAACGGGGGGGCGGGGGGGGGGAGCUUAACUGUCAGUUAGCUGUCGUAACUUUCCUGCACUGACGCUUCUUCUGGUUCUGCGUGUGUGUGUGCUAUGAAUUUACCCAUAUUGGGUUUGCAUCACUGAGUUAAUGUUUAAGGUUGAUGAUAAUUUUAAGAAAUAUAUUAAUCAAAUUAACAAUCACAAUGAAAUAACUGCACAUUAAACUUUGUCUUCACAUCUUA